AUGAGCUACUCCGCUAUAAAAGCAACCACCCAGGCAAUCCAGAGUGGUACCGAAAGUUUGCUGGGCAAGAAAAAGAAGGACGAUGUCGCCAUGGUUGUCUCUGCGCCAUGGCACGACCAGAGGGGUUCACCUCAUCAGUACACCCAUCCUCGACCCCAACCUCAAACCUACACCCAAUCCCCAUAUAAUCCACUUCAACAUUACUUUCCAUCACCAGACCCUCAGUAUUCUGUCAAGCCACCUCAAUACCAUGUCCACCACGCCCAAUCGUACACUCAACCUCCUUCUUACCCACAAUGGCGUGCCCCAACCACACAGAAUACCUACCCAACUCCACAAAAUGCCUACCCACCUCCACAAACAUACCGAAACCCUGCCGGUCCAGGCUUCCGGCCCAAGCCAGCAUUCAGAAAUGAAAGGCUGUAG
Messenger RNA from Nicotiana attenuata, 426 nucleotides. Its product is annotated as extensin-like. Lineage: Eukaryota; Viridiplantae; Streptophyta; Magnoliopsida; Solanales; Solanaceae. The transcript has a single exon. The record is from RefSeq and is a predicted model, not a curated record. Bases 1 to 426 code for a protein of 141 amino acids.